Messenger RNA from Phytophthora sojae, 321 nucleotides. RefSeq lists its product as hypothetical. Bases 1 to 321 code for a protein of 106 amino acids. The transcript has a single exon. The record is from RefSeq and is a predicted model, not a curated record. NCBI's taxonomy places the organism in Eukaryota, Oomycota, Peronosporomycetes, Peronosporales, Peronosporaceae.
AUGGUCGCCAACAAGCAACUCGCCGCCUUCUUCUACAACUUGCGUGGCCAAGGCCUGUUCAGCUGCAACUUAUGUAACAGCGUGCGCAAACAGUUGGCUGGGUCAGGUUACUCCAAUCUGGUGGCACACCUGGGAUCGAAGCGCGCUGGCUACGAGGCAACGUACGCAUCGCUCCAGGCCAGCUCGGAUCGAUCUCUUCCAGCGUUCGGCUUCGUCGCAGAGAAAGCCAGCCAUCUCUUCCAAUGGGUCCGUUGGAUCAUCGAACGCAACAUGCCCGUCCACGAAGUCGAAGAUGCACCAUCAGCAAGCUCCGACCUGUGA